Physeter macrocephalus (sperm whale) is the source of this 1309-nucleotide messenger RNA. RefSeq names its product dual specificity testis-specific protein kinase 2-like. Gene Ontology annotation, biological process: actin cytoskeleton organization; protein phosphorylation. Gene Ontology annotation, molecular function: protein serine/threonine kinase activity; ATP binding. Gene Ontology annotation, cellular component: cytoplasm; nucleus. The transcript has 4 exons. NCBI's taxonomy places the organism in Eukaryota, Metazoa, Chordata, Mammalia, Artiodactyla, Physeteridae. Bases 87 to 692 code for a protein of 201 amino acids. The record is from RefSeq and is a predicted model, not a curated record.
AAGCCAGAAGAGAAGUAAAACUCAACAGAAAUUUACUAUGUGUGGAAUUCAUUCCUAAAAGAAGAAAAAAAGUGAUUAUUGAGACUAUGGAUCGGAGCAAACGGAAUUCAAUUGCAGGAUUUCCUCCACGUGUGGAGCGUCUUGAAGAUUUUGAAGGAGGUGGUGGAGGGGACGGGAACAUGACCCAAGUGGGAAGAGUUUGGCCCUCUUCAUAUCGAGCUCUUAUAAGUGCCUUUUCCAGACUGACGCGUUUAGAUGACUUCACCUGUGAAAAAAUAGGGUCUGGCUUCUUCUCUGAAGUGUUCAAGGUGCGCCACCGAGCUUCUGGCCAGGUGAUGGCUCUUAAGAUGAACACGUUGAGCAGUAACCGCGCAAACAUGCUGAAAGAAGUGCAGCUCAUGAAUAGACUCUCCCAUCCCAACAUCCUUAGGUUCAUGGGUGUGUGUGUACAUCAAGGACAAUUGCAUGCACUCACAGAGUAUAUCAACUCUGGAAACCUGGAACAAUUGCUAGACAGUAACCUGCAUUUGCCCUGGACUGUGAGGGUGAAACUGGCUUAUGACAUAGCAGUGGGCCUCAGCUACCUUCACUUCAAAGGCAUUUUCCAUCGGGACCUCACAUCUAAGGUACGAAGGCUUUACAUGCACUACUCUUUGAGACACUGUCUUCCAUUACCAAGAAAACUGUGUUAAGAAACCAGUCAUUAAUGUGCUUGAGAAUGAUGGAGAUCUCUUAUAAAUUCAACAUUCAAUCACAGAGGAUACAACUUAUUACUAUGUACAGCUAGUCCUUAGAAAGCCAAUCUCGGCUCACAGUGGGUACCUUUCAUUGCUGAGUCUGGCAACACAUACAUCUUGAGAACCUUCACUCUUGGCUUCAGGUCCUGAAUGUGUGUUGCAGAAGUAGAUGGCAUGAGGACACUUAAGAGGUUCUUGCCCUAUAGGAGUGAGAGCAGUCAAGGCAAUGUGGGAGCCUGUGUCUUAGUGUUCUCUCCCAUGGCCUCCAGCAGGAGUUCUGUGAUUUUUAGUCACUUGAGUGUAGGUUUUGAAAGCCAUAAUGUACUGACCCAUUUUCUUUCUGUGUGAUUGAGUUUCUGCCAUCCUGCCAGUUCCUCUUUGUCGUCAGCUGGUCUCUGUAGUAUUCUCUUGCUGUCCAAAUUGCUGUGUGACCAGGUUAGAAAAGAGUUGCUUUUAGAGGAAGUUGGCCAUACUACAAGGCAGACACCUCAGGGCCAAGUAGCACAGGACAUCAUGUGACAAGGCUUAUAUAAAUAGUACUGUUUGAUCAUUGAUAUGGGAACUAUAAAUCA